AAAACCAGUCAGUCAUCCCUGCAUGUAAACUGGAGUAAGCCAGAGAGAAACCUUAGGUGUCAAGACAACAGCACCUCAAUCUCAAAGGUUGAAACAAUGGAGAACGUGCAGCCAGCAAACACAGAAUUUGCCCUCAACUUUUUCAAGCAUCUGAGUCAAACAAAUAAUAACCAGAAUGUCUUCUUUUGCCCUUGGAGCAUCUCAUCUACCUUAGCCAUGGUCUAUAUGGGCGCUGAGGGUAAUACGGCAGACCAGAUGGCAGAGGUACUUCAGUUCAAUAAGGCUGGAGGAGAUGAGGUUGACAUCCCUAAGGCCGUACGAAAGGAUACAGACUGUGGGAUGAUGCAGCAGAUCCAGAGGAAAAACUACCCUCUGGCCAUUCAGAAGGCUCAAGCUGGAAACAAUAUCCACUCCUCCUUCAAGGUUCUCAGCACUGCUAUCAACCAACCUUCAGAUAAUUAUCUUCUUGAAAGUGCCAAUAAACUCUUUGGAGACAAGUCCUCAGGAUUCAAGGAAGAAUACCUGAAGCGUUGCAAGGAAUAUUACUCUGCAGAACCACAACCUGUUAACUUUAGAGAUGAGAAUGAAGCUAGAAAGGAGAUCAAUUCCUGGGUUGAAACUCAGACAAAAGGCAAAAUUCCAGAUCUGUUACCUGAGGGGUCUGUGAAUGUCGAUACCAGGCUGGUUCUGGUAAAUGCUGUUUACUUCAAAGGAAAAUGGAAAACUCCAUUCCAGAGUAAAGCAAAGAGACCACAGCCUUUCCGAGUGAACUUGACUGAGCGUAAACCCGUAGAGAUGAUGCACCUACAAGCCGAGUUGCACAUUGGCUACAUAAAGGAGCUGAAGGCUCAGAUUCUGGAACUCCCUUAUGCUGGUGAUGUCAGCAUGUUUGUCCUGCUUCCUGAUGAAAUUGCUGACUCUUCCACGGGCUUGGAAUUGCUAGAAAAAGAAAUAACCUACAAUAAACUUAAUGAGUGGAUCAAAAACGCCACGAAGGAGAGUGAUGUUCAUGUUUUCCUGCCCAAGUUCAAGUUGGAAAAGAAAUAUCGACUCGAGUCCAUCCUGAAGGGCAUGGGAAUGAAAGAUGCCUUUAGCAAAAGCGAAGCCAAUUUUUCAGGGAUGUCAGAAGGAAAUGAUCUCUUUCUGUCUGAAGUGUUUCACCAAGCUGCAGUAGACGUCAAUGAAGAGGGCACGGAGGCAGCUGCUGGCACUGGGGCUGUCAUGGCAGGGCGAACUGGCUAUGUGGGACUGCGGUUCGUAGCAGAUCAUCCUUUCCUUUUCUUUAUCAGGCAUAACAAAACCAAUACUAUCCUUUUCUUUGGCAGAUUCUGCUCCCCCUAAAAUAGAAACAUUCUGUCUUUGCACAGGAUCUUAUACCAUGAGCAGCAAACCUCAAAACCGUUAUCUAGCAGCGCAACAGCCCAGAGGCUUUUCAUCAUGUUCCUCUUUCUCUGGGCAAGUUUUGUAGAUUAGAGAUGACUAACUGCUCUAGUUGCUUAAAUAGAAAUGGAAAGAAUGGUUUGCCCACUUGAAUUGCGUGAGCAUUGGCUUGGCUGCUCACUGUUAGUUUAUUGUAGAAUAUAGUUUUUAUAGUGUUAUUUUAUUUUAUAAAUAUGGUUAUUUUAUAAUAUGGUAUUUUAUAAGUAUUAACUGCCAUUUAUCUGAGUAUAAAACUAAUGAAGCCACAGUCUGCCAAUAGGAAAACUGGUUUGCUAAUAAUGCGUUCAAGUCAUUAUUUUCUGCAAUUAAUGGUUGGAAAAUAUCCUCCUUCAUCAACUCAAUCAGUAUAACUAAAAUGUACAAAGAAAAAACUUUUGAAGGAAAAUUAAGCUGUAUGUUAAUAUACAUGUCAUGUAGAUUUCCAAUAUCAGCGCAGAGAUGUAACUGAAAUGGCCAAGCAAAU
Molecule: messenger RNA, 1903 nt
Organism: Trichosurus vulpecula (common brushtail)
Lineage: Eukaryota; Metazoa; Chordata; Mammalia; Diprotodontia; Phalangeridae
Gene: SERPINB2
Product: serpin family B member 2
Exons: 8
Coding region: 97-1341 (414 amino acids)
Biological process (GO): negative regulation of endopeptidase activity
Molecular function (GO): serine-type endopeptidase inhibitor activity
Source: RefSeq, a predicted model, not a curated record